CCUAGCCUAAGCCUAACAAAACAGGCCCUAUGACUAUGAAAAACUUGUCAAAGCUUUUACAUUGUUGGGUAUGCAAGAUAAUUGCAAUGAAACCUCAUGUGAAAAUGGGUUGGCCGUUGAAUUUCUUAAAAUAAAACCUUCAAAGAAAUGAAACAGUCCAUAUGACCAAAUAUGGUAAUUGGAUGUCCCCGAAACGCGACCAACAACACCGUACGGUGAACUUCUUUUGAGAGGACCAUGUACUUACACAAAAUUUGCAUAUUGACCUUUUAUUCAAAUAUUAAUCGGAUAUUCAUGAGCCAUUCUUGCAUAUGCCGUGUGAACAAAUUGUAUAAUGAGGUUCAAUGGGUCACGACACGGCGCGGAAGAUAGUGUUGUGAUUUGCUUGAACAAAGACCCAUAAACAUUGCGCGUGUUUUGGUUAAAACAUGCAAGUCGAACUUCAAGGAUAUUACUAACACAAAAGAUUCACAGUUUGUUACAAUUUUCUCACAAAAUGAUCUUGAAUAACUGUAGUUUCAGAUACCGAGUGAACAAAUUGUGCGGAGUACUUCAAAUGAGCAUUUUACAGUGAUUUAAAAAUGACAAAGCAUUCUCGGCAUCGAAUUCUACACGCCUAUCUCUGUUCCAUCGUUGGCGGCGCCCUAAGUGAGACAAUCAGCUCCAUAUGAAGUUAUUCUAGAACAGAUAUUCCCAACAUUAACAGGAAACUCACGAUUAACGUUCAGUUUCAGUAUUGACAGACGUGUGUUACCUGAACCAGUCCCUGUACAAUAGGAUACAACAAAUCGUGCACCAAGUUAUACUGGUAGGACGGUUGAAAGUCACCGAUUCCAUACAGUAGCGAUGGCGAGAUGGGUGGAACGCGCCGGCAGCACGGGUAGAUAUUGCGGCUUCUCAUUGUGGAUUUUCCGUGCAUGUAGUCGGAUAUCGCGGAGUCGUAUCUGCAGACUUGCUUUUCUUAUAUCUGUGGUUGCGUUCGGUGCUACCAUUUUGUUUUUUCUGGGCGGUUUUCACGCAACUGAGACCAGGCAGGAACAUGUCUACAGUCAGGAGUUGAGACUAGCUACCGGUAGACCUACUCAACCCAGGGUGAAUACUGCCUCUUCUCAUCGUAACACAUCGAGGACUUCGAGACCUUUUGUUGAGAAAUACCGCCUUAAUUACAGCAACAACGCUACAGAGUUUUUCCGUCGCCUCAAAGGAAUAAUAGAACAAGGCCGGGCCUGGAAACCAAGUGCGAAGAAAAAACGUGAAUUCAGUGUCGAACUUCGGCGGGAGUUGGGAGAUGCAGGUAACAUUGGUGUUUUCUCGCUGACUAAGAAUAACGCCCAGGUGGGAACAACGAUGCGCUUUUCCAUUGUUGGAGCUAAUCGUAACAUUUCUCAAACCCUCUGGAAUUACUUGCCAGAGGAUGCGAACUUUAAAUCAGGCCAGUUUCAGAGCUGCAGCGUGGUAGGAUCAAGCGGCAUCCUGAGAGGAUCCGGGUGUGGGAAGGAGAUCGACCGAUCGCAGUAUGUUGUGAGGUUCAACGUCGCCCCGGUGGAGGGAUUUGAGGCAGACGUUGGAAGCAAGACAAAUUUUACCACCUUGAAUCCUAGCUAUGUAAAAUACAGGUUGAAUGGGUUAAAGACACAAGCCGACCGUUCGCAAUUCGGCGCCAUUCUCAAACAGUUCAUCGGCAGCAAACUGUGGCUACCAGCGUUUGGUGUCUCGGGAUACUUUCGUGUCAUGCAGUUAACCGCUGCUGCUGCCUUCGAUUCCAAGAUGGUCCAGCCGCUAAUUGGGCAUCCCGAACACCACCACUCCGUCACCAAUCUUUGGCGAAAGAUGGCAAUGAGGAAACGUGCGUUGCCAUCAACGGGUAUGUACUUCAUCUUAUCCCUCUUCGAUGUCUGUGAUCAAAUCAAUGUCUUCGGUUUCUGGCCGUACGAGACAGCAAUCAACGGAAGCGAAGUUCCCUACCACUACCACAAUGCCGCCAUCGGAAAGAAAACAAUACACGAUUUUGACACGGAGUUCCAGACCUUGGUCAAUCUGUACGAACAGGAUAUCAUCAAGAUGCAUUUAGGUUCUUGUUUGGAAUUUUCAUAAGUUCCCUCGUCAGGGUAGCGAAGGGGGGGUUACUAGGCAUUUAAAGUCUCAGUCGGCAAACGAACCUUAAAAUUAGGAUUCUCCUGUCAUUCAAAAAAUUCUGGUGUAAUUUUCUGGAAAAUAUGCUUUUUUGAAUAGUGCCUCCUAGUGUCAGACUAUACCAAACGGCAGAUCGAGAGAGGGGGGAACGGGGGCCAUGGACCCCUUCCCUCAAAAACGAAACCCAUAAUUUUUUUUUAAAGUGGCGUCGCAAUAAAGGCUGGCACUGUGUACACCACCAUCUUUUUCCUCCAAAAGAUUUGGUUAAAGUGGUCAGAAAUAGCCUCAGAUCGCACCACAGAGCAUCUAGUAUCCAAAAUGAUUGGGGGCCCUUAAGCGAGCCCCGAACCACACAUCGUAAUUUUGGGACCCACUUUUUCGGUGACCAAAAAAAUAAAAAAAUUGUGUGCUGGAUCCGCCCUUGACUAUACCCAGUAUUGGCGCUCCACAUACGGCACAAUAUGUAUAGCAAAACAAUAGACUGUGCAAGUCUCGCCAGUCCACGUUCACUUGGUAUGUUAACGUCUUGGUACCAAACACUGACUAUAGUCUAGGCACAGUUUCCUGUGUUUGAAUUCACCCACUUGUUGUCCGCAUGAUUGAUUGAGAAGUUGAGGUCAACAACUUUAAUUUUGUAAUACAAGUCAUCAAUUCGCAACGUCUUCAAUUAUGUCGUAAAUUGUAAUACAGUAACUUUCUUUUCUAAUUUAAGAUGGAAUUUUGCGUCGGGGUGA
Messenger RNA from Patiria miniata (bat star), 2867 nucleotides. Its product is annotated as CMP-N-acetylneuraminate-poly-alpha-2,8-sialyltransferase-like. The transcript is spliced from 7 exons. The record is from RefSeq and is a predicted model, not a curated record. Gene Ontology annotation, biological process: oligosaccharide metabolic process; N-glycan processing. Gene Ontology annotation, molecular function: alpha-N-acetylneuraminate alpha-2,8-sialyltransferase activity. The coding region runs from base 847 to 2094 and encodes 415 amino acids. NCBI's taxonomy places the organism in Eukaryota, Metazoa, Echinodermata, Asteroidea, Valvatida, Asterinidae.